UUAAAGCGGAGCUCCACCCAAAAGGGGAAGUUCCAUUUUAAGGACUGCUCCCCAUUAAGGAUUGGUACCUUUGGGGAGCGGGUACCUGAAUUUGACAGGUACCCACUCCCACUCCUGGUGAUUGGAAACGGAAGGUGUCCUCCCUCCCUGUAGUCUUUUGGGACACGUGACAGGUCCCAGAAGACUACAGGACCAUUCAUGAAGCGCAGCUCUACUUGCUCAUGCGCAGUGGCUACCUGGCUGUGAAGCUGCAAGCUAUCACAGCCGGGUGCCCACACUGAAGAUGCCGGCCUCCUGGAAUCCAGGACAGCUGGUGAAACGGGCUGCGGGGGACACACCGC
Staurois parvus is the source of this 341-nucleotide messenger RNA. The record is from the annotation of a GenBank genome assembly. NCBI's taxonomy places the organism in Eukaryota, Metazoa, Chordata, Amphibia, Anura, Ranidae.